UUUCUAUUGAUGUUGCUGAGAUGAUCAGGGAAUUCCCCAUCAUUUCUGAGUCUCUUCCUUAUUUCCUCCUUAACAAGCUUCAUUGUGCUUUCCGGUCUCUCCGCCUUAAUUUGGGGGUAUUUUCUAUUCCUCCGGAGUCAUCCGUUUCCUAUUCUGAAGAGCUCUCCUGCAUGGCUCAAGAGAUUCCUUAACAUUUCAAGAAGAGAAGCCAAAGUGAUUUUUUUACCCAGUGGAGGAAUAAUGUAGCUCCAUCCUGACUAUGUUUUCUGACACCUCCAGCAUCCAUUUUCCUGGAAGCUGUGCCGCGUGACCUCCAGACCUGCUCUCCCAGAGGAUCGCUUCCCCGAAUCCUCGCCAAGGCCGGGGCUGACUUUGGCCUGCACACGAGGAUACUGGUUUGACACACGGUGCAUGGCCAUUGCAGGGCACCUACUUUUGCUCUGGAGGAAAGAAGAAGAACUCAGUGUUUGGCAGGAGAGAAUUCCAUAGCACGGAGAAGCUGCAUUUUAACUGACCCAGAGGUUGUUUCUUUUUCUCCUUUCAAAGAACACUUCUCAGCUAAUUAAAAACCCACCUGCCAGGAGGCCGUUGAGCUGAGCUGUCCUACACCUGACACGUGGGGUGGCUCCACCAGCCUCAAAUAGCACGGCAGGAUGGAGACUUGCCAGGUGGCUCUGCAGGGUUCCAGCAGCUGACUCAGCCCUGCAUAGAUGCUGAAGUCUUCUCACUGCCGGGAAAAGGUUUUUAUUCUAAGUGGCAUGAGUGGUGCCUUCUCAGGCCAGAGUGCCUCCCACUUUUCACUUGCUAGAUACUCAGCUGCCACUUAAGCUGAUCUGCUGCCUUAAUCCUUUCUGAAACAAGGCUGGAGAUGGCAUGAGGUAGGAUUGAAAAUUAUCUACAUAGACAGGAAAAUCCUCUGGAGCAAGGCUUCUCAACACAGGUGCACCAGCAACUUAAAAACCCAAGUCAAAACAAAGAAAACAAAAAGGAAUUGGACCUGUUUCCUAAAUUUUUGGCAGGGUCUAAGGGGAGUUGUGAUUAAUUUUUAUGCCUUCAUUUUCCGAUUAGCAGAACCCAAUUUCUUUUUGCCAUUGUUCCCUUUUCCUGUUUCAGAAUAGGGGAGACAGAAUCAGAAUGAUUCUUACAGGACAUGAAGGGAAGGGAGGGCACAUCGCCCUGGGACUUCCUGACCGAGAAGUCGUCAGUCAGCCAGUCCUUCCGUUGGGCCAGCUCUGGGCCACGCACUGGAAACCACACCGCAGGGAGGGCUUUGCAGAGGAGACCCAAGGGACAUGGUAAAGGACUACCCCAAAGGAUCCCAGUUAAGAAGGAAGGGGUGUGCAUUCUGGCAGAGGUGCAGCAGCGGUCUGGGCGUGUGGUUCUGCAGCAGGUAUUGGGGACCUGGUGAUGGAGAUAGCGGGGUUCAGAGGCAGGAAAGCCACCCUGAGGCUGGGGUCCCCUGAGGAGUGGGGAGGGUGGCAGAGUCCUAGCUCUGGGACCCUGGAAUCAGUCGUGGCAGGAACUCUGUCCCAUGAAAGCUUAUAAGAAACUAAUGCACAGGUCUCUGGGGAAGCCCACCAUGAUCCACUGCAGUGAGGGACGAAAAUAUUUUUUUUAAAAAAAUGUACACUUCAUUAUUUUAGGGAUAUUGUUUUGUAAUUACGUAAUGCAAUAAUAUUUAUAAAACUUGUAUAUAAUUUGUAAAUGAAUAAACUUACAUAUAUGGUACAUGUACAAAAAUUAUGUACUGCCUAGAAUGUGCUGUUUGUGAUGAAUAAGUUUGGAGCCAGCUUAUCAGAGGAGGAAAAGCAGCGAAACUGAUGAGACUGACAGAGGCAGCCGCAGACGUGGAUGCCUAGCUGGGUUGGAGCUGCUCGGUGCCGGGGUCCUCUUUCGUUGUGUACUGCACAUCCGGAAGGCUAUGAUGGGAAUUAAUGUGAAAACUUGGAGGUUUCAAUUAACACGUUGCUUCUGCCUUGAAGAUCAUCCUUUAGAAGUAGGAAAGUUGCUCCUCGUGGUGGUUGACUCCAAGGGACAGGGCCCUUUGUAGAAGGAAAUGGAUGAAAGGCCCUCAGGGGCCCCCAAACUCAUGCUUCCUGUGGUCUAGUCUAAGGAAGCCCUUCGCCGGGGCCCUGGCAUUCUGGGAUGUCUCCAGUUCUGGACGCAUGGCUAACUCCUGAAUGAGGAUGCUUCGCCGGGGGCUGCUGGCCUGGAUUUCUCGCGUGGCGAUUUUGCUUGUGCUCCUCUGCUGUGUCAUCUCGGUCCUCUACAUGUUGGCCUGCACCCCAAAAGGCAACGAGGAGCAGCUGGGGCUGCCCAGGGCCAAUGGCCCCACAGGGAAAGAUGGGUACCAGGCUGUCCUGCAGGAGUGGGAGGAGCAGCACCGCAACUACAUCAGCAGCCUCAAGAGGCAGAUAGCACAGCUCAAGAACGAGCUCCAGGAGAGGAGCGAGCAGCUCAAGAAUGUACAGUAUCAGGCCAGCGAAGCUGCAGGCCUGGGGAUGGACCGGGCCCGCCCUGAGAAGACUCAGACCGACCUCCUGGCCUUCCUGCACUCCCAGGUGGACAAGGCGGAGGUGCAUGCGGGCGUCAAGCUGGCCACCGAGUAUGCAGCAGUGCCUUUCGAUAGUUUCACCCUGCAGAAAGUGUACCAGCUGGAGACGGGCCUGACCCGGCACCCCGAGGAGAAACCUGUGAGGAAGGACAAGCGGGACGAGUUGGUUGAAGCCAUCGAAUCGGCCUUGGAGACCCUGAACAAUCCUGCAGAGAGCAGCCCCAAUCAGCGUUCUUACACGGCCUCCGAUUUUAUUGAAGGGAUCUACCGAACAGAAAAAGAUAAAGGCACUUUGUAUGAGCUCACGUUCAAAGGGGACCAUAAACAUGAAUUCAAACGACUUGUCUUAUUUCGACCGUUUGGCCCUAUCAUGAAAGUCAAAAAAGAAAAACUCAACAUGGCCAACACACUUAUCAACGUUAUUGUGCCACUGGCAAAAAGGGUGGACAAGUUCCGGCAGUUCAUGCAGAAUUUCAGGGAGAUGUGUAUCCAACAGGACGGGAGAAUUCAUCUCACUGUUGUUUACUUUGGGAAAGAACAAAUGAAUGAGGUCAAAGGAAUACUUGAAAACACUUCUAAAGCUGCCAACUUCCGGAACUUCACCUUCAUCCAACUGAACGGAGAAUUUUCUCGGGGAAAGGGGCUUGAUGUCGGUGCCCGCUUCUGGAAGGGAAGCAAUGUCCUUCUCUUUUUCUGUGACGUUGACAUCUACUUCACUGCUGAAUUCCUCAACACGUGCAGGCUGAAUACACAGCCAGGGAAGAAGGUAUUUUAUCCUGUCCUCUUCAGUCAGUACAACCCCGGCAUUAUCUACGGCCAUCACGAUUCAGUCCCUCCCUUAGAGCAGCAGCUGGUCAUAAAGAAGGAAACUGGAUUUUGGAGGGACUUUGGAUUUGGGAUGACAUGUCAGUAUCGGUCAGACUUCAUCAAUAUAGGUGGGUUUGACUUGGACAUCAAAGGCUGGGGAGGAGAGGAUGUGCACUUGUACCGCAAGUAUCUGCACAGUAAUCUCAUAGUGGUGCGGACGCCCGUGCGGGGCCUCUUCCACCUGUGGCACGAGAAGCGCUGUGUGGAUGAGCUGACCCCCGAGCAGUACAAGAUGUGCAUGCAGUCCAAGGCCAUGAACGAGGCCUCACACGGACAGCUGGGCAUGCUGGUCUUCAGGCACGAGAUCGAGGCUCACCUCCGCAAACAGAAACAGAAGACCAGUAGCAAGAAAACAUGAACUCCCGGGGAGGGCUCUGGGGAGACGUUUUCUCUUUUUACUUUUGGGGUCACCAAAAGAGUGGCUGCAGCAAGGAACAGAUGUCCACAGAGGGAGAAAAAAGGAUUUGAGUGAUUGGGAAGAGAAAUGGGGAGAGACUCUGACAUCUCUCUGCCCAUUUGUCUUCAUGAAGCAGAAAUUAAAAUCUCCCACUUUGCCUGCAAAAGUAGCUCAAAAUGCACCUGGUGCAGUGUCUGACAAAGGCAAAAUGAUGUGAGGUUAUAAGCCUAACUGUGUGGAGGUUUUCAUGAUUAUUUGGUGUUUACAACAAAAUGUGAUCUAUUGUUUUCUGUGCUCCUUGAAAUAUUCAUGAAUUGAGAUCAGUUUAAUGCAAGGCAAGCACAUUUCUCCCAAUAUGAAUGAUGAUAUCAGUAGAGCUCUAGUUUCUCAGAAUGCUAAAAUGUCAGUAGGCAGGGGAGGAAGCUGUGUGAAAUGUGGAGAUACAUUCACUGGGAUGCUUGUGUGUAUGUUAAGGAAAACUGAAUGGACCAAAAAGAAAAGAAACCAUAAAUAUCAUGUCAUUUCCUCCAGGAUUAACCAAAAGUAAUCUGUUCAUCUUUUUGGUUGUAGUUUUAACCAUUUCCAUUUGUUUAUUUAAAAAUGCACUUUUUUUUUUUGCUUGUGAGUUAUAUUCUGCUUAUUUAAAUACCAAUUUUCAAGCCUUACUAAGAGAGCGCAAGUCAUCAUACAUUUUUACACUUUUUUAAAGAAAAUAUGUUUAGAUGCAGUAUGAAAACUUUCAGUUCAGAGCAUCUAAUUGAGAUCAAUAUCCAGUUAUGUGACAAAUGCUGCUAUCUGUCAGGCAGUGAACUUCAAACCUUUUAGUCAUGUAGAAAGUAUGGGUUGGGGCUACUUAUAGAAUGAGAUACAUAGAUACUUUGUUUGAAGGGUAUUUCCGAAGAGGAGCAACUGAACACUGGAGGGAAAGAAAAUAUACUUUUCACCUUAACAGAAAAGAAAACCCAUUCAGACUGGUGAUAUCUUGAUAUUUAUUCAGAAGUCAGAAAACAUAUUUUCUCCUCAAGAGAGCUGGGGACCACUUUCUUACCUGUUUAAAUAAACCAAAGUAUACUGGGUGAACCAAACAAUCUCUUUUUAAAGCAGGGUGCUCUUUCUGGCUUCUGGCUUCAACAAGAAUAAAUACAGAAAAAUAAAUUUUGGUGAAAAAUCAAUCCAUCUGCCAGAGUCUAGUGGAAUGGAAGUUUUGCUACAUGUUCACCCACCCUAGUCUAGGUGGAAGUGACUUAACUAUUUUUUAAAUUAAGCAGUUCUAGUCAAUCACCAAGAUGCUUCUGAAACAUGCAUUUUAUUACAGUUCAAAAGUAUUUUUUAAAAAUACAGUUACCAUUGAGUGGUUUCUAGAUUCAUGUGAAAAUUAUUUAUUCAUUAGCCAGCACCAGAUGCAUGAGCUAAUUAUCUCCAAUUCCUUGCCUUCUGUUUGCCUACAGUAAAUGCAUUGUUUAAAGGCUUCAAGAACAUUCAAGCUGUUGGAGUGUAAAAAAUGCAUUGUAUUGAUUUGUGCUGUUAGUUCAUAAAAUUUAAUUAAAACACAGGACAUGAAUGGAAGGUGGCAUUGGACAGCUAAUAAAAUAUGAGUUGCAUUGGAA
Choloepus didactylus (southern two-toed sloth) is the source of this 5425-nucleotide messenger RNA. RefSeq names its product chondroitin sulfate N-acetylgalactosaminyltransferase 1 (gene CSGALNACT1). NCBI's taxonomy places the organism in Eukaryota, Metazoa, Chordata, Mammalia, Pilosa, Megalonychidae. Gene Ontology annotation, molecular function: glucuronosyl-N-acetylgalactosaminyl-proteoglycan 4-beta-N-acetylgalactosaminyltransferase activity. The transcript is spliced from 11 exons. The coding region runs from base 2181 to 3779 and encodes 532 amino acids. Gene Ontology annotation, cellular component: Golgi cisterna membrane. The record is from RefSeq and is a predicted model, not a curated record.